AUGGGAGCCCUUGUUUCCAUUCCCUUGGCUGGAACUAGCUGGAUUGCAUCGUGCUGUGGUGCUGCAGCAUGUUCUGCAUUGUGCUCUUCGAUUGGAGGUACAUUCUCCUCGGCAAUUAUGACUAGAUUGACCUACGCCUUCUUGUUGAUGAUCAACUCUCUCCUCUCAUGGAUUGCGCUCUCACCGUUUAUCAUCAACAAAUUGGCGAAAAUGAGCUUUGGUCUUAUAAAUAACAAGUGCGGCGACGGCAAAAACUGCAUCAGUUUUAGUUCCGUAUACCGAAUUAAUCUUGCCCUAGGUGCUCUUCAUUUGGUUUUGGCAGGAUUACUUGUGAACGUUCGGUCGACGUCCAAUCCACGUGCAGUGAUCCAGAACGGAUGCUGGAAAGUGAAGAUCUUUGCUUGGUUGGCACUUUUGGCCAUCAACUUCUUGGUGAUUCCUGACAACUUCUUUGUGUUUUACGGAAACCACAUCGCCAUCAUCUUCUCCACAAUCUUCCUUGGAAUUGGCUUGAUUCUUCUUGUGGAUUUUGCACAUGCUUGGGCAGAAACAUGCUUGGAGAAGAUCGAGUUGGAAGAGUUGACUGGUGAAGAUGAGUACAAUGCUGGUUUCUGGAAGAAAUUGCUUGUAGGAGGUACCUUGACCAUGUACGUGUGCAGCAUUGUGUUGACGGUGUUGAUGUAUGUGUUUUUUGCCGGAAGCGGAUGCUCUAUGAACCAGUCUGCCAUUACCAUUAACUUGAUAUUGUCCAUUAUUGUAUCUGGAAUUUCCAUUAACCAGAACAUUCAAGAAUCAAACCCAAACGCAGGAUUGGCACAGGCGUCGAUGGUGGUAUUAUAUUGCACAUACUUGGUUCUCAGUGCAGUUGUAUCUGAGCCUGACGACAAGAUGUGCAACCCCCUUGUUCGCUCCAGGGGAACCAGAACCUUGAGUGUGAUCAUGGGUGCAUUGUUCACUUUCGUGGCAUUAGCCUACACCACCACACGUGCAGCUAAUUCUUCCUUCUUUGAAACAGAAGCUCCCGCUGUUGAGACUUCUGUGAGUUCACAACCAAGCGAAAGAGCCCAAAUGAGAUACCAAGCUAUCAAACAAGCCGUGGACGAAGGUUCCUUGCCAGAAAGUGCACUUAACCAGCUCAAUUUAUACGAGGAAGAUGGAAGAGCUGGUGGGGAUGAGCAUCAGCUGGUGAAAUACAACUACACAUUGUUCCACCUUAUCUUCUUUUUGGCUACUCAGUACAUAUCUACGCUUCUCACUAUCAAUGUCAACCAAGAUGAUGUGGGCGACUUUGUUCCGGUGGGUAGAACCUAUUUCUCCAGUUGGGUGAAGAUCAUCAGCUCGUGGGUGUGUUUUGUGUUGUAUGGAUGGAGUCUUGUUGCUCCUGUGAUUUGGCCUGAUCGCUUCAAUGUGAUGCAGCUUUAA
Messenger RNA from Sungouiella intermedia, 1422 nucleotides. Lineage: Eukaryota; Fungi; Ascomycota; Pichiomycetes; Serinales; Metschnikowiaceae. The record is from the annotation of a GenBank genome assembly.